Molecule: messenger RNA, 1443 nt
Organism: Sporothrix brasiliensis 5110
Lineage: Eukaryota; Fungi; Ascomycota; Sordariomycetes; Ophiostomatales; Ophiostomataceae
Exons: 3
Coding region: 1-1443 (480 amino acids)
Biological process (GO): protein phosphorylation
Molecular function (GO): protein kinase activity; protein binding; ATP binding
Source: RefSeq, a predicted model, not a curated record
AUGGCUCACCCUGAUACGUUCUUUCAUUUGGUACCACGGAAUGAAGAGUCUCUUCCCAUUCUGGACCUUCGCGAAAACUGGCGUUUUGUAUCGGAAACGACUGAUGGAAAGAAAGGACUUGAAAUCGGAUACCAUGUCUCGAAAGUGCCCGGUCGCGUUAUGGCACGCCUUGGCCGUGGCCUAACGGCCGACAUAAGGCUUCUUGGAAGAAAUAUUUCGUCCAUCCACGUUGCAUUUGAGCUUCACCCCGAUACACUUGCUGUUCUUCUCUCGGUACGAGCAAAGAAUGCAUCGUCCGUCACCGUGGAGCCUGUAGAGGAUGACGGAGAAAGCGGAGCAGUGGCAGACACAGGACGAGGAGAUGUGGUCGAGGGGGACUGUGUUCUUGUUUUCGAGCAGCCGUACAACAUCAAAAUCGGUGUCUACAGUUUCGAUGUCGCCUGGUGUCCCAAACGCGAGGUGCGGCAGUCCAAGGACGAGGUAUGGCGCAUCUUUGCUCGACGCGAGUAUCAGAAGGCCGUGGAGCGCGAAAAACUUGCCCGCUCCUGCGAUCUUCCGACCUACGACAGCUCGACGCUGAACACAUGGCACAACACGAGAAUUCAUACAGCCAAUCGCCCCCUGUUUCGCGAGGCCCCCGGGGCAGAACGCCACAUGCUCGAUGCAGGCAGCUUUGGUAGUGUUUUCCAGGCUACGGAUCGUGAGUCCGGUGACCCGUUUGCCAUUAAGGUCAUCGACCUCACGAAGCUGGACAGUCAGCGUGAUGUCGAGUAUGCACGGGCAUCCGUUCACAAUGAGGUGAAAACACUGCAGAAGCUGAAGCACCGGAACAUUAUCGAGUACCUCGGCUAUGCCCAGAUGGACACACCCAAACCCGAAAUCUUCAUGCCGAUGCGGCCUGGGACUCUUCGCAAUCUACAAAACUCCCCAAAUAGGCUCUGCAGUAUCGACGACCUAUGUAACCGGGUUUUGGAGCAGAUACUCUCUGCCCUAGACUACUUGGCCUCGCAAUCCAUAUGCCAUCGUGACAUCAAACCAGACAACAUUCUCUAUUUUGACGAAUCGAAACACGGAAACUACAUCUUUCAGCUGGCCGAUUUUGGCUUGGCGAGACACACAACGCUGGCCGUGGGCUUGGGCGGAACAGGGUUCUACAUGGCCCCAGAAACAUGGGACGAUAGCCCAUAUGCCCAGAGUCCCAAAAUGGACGUCUGGUCUCUCUUCGCUACAGUCAUCGACGUUCACACAAAUUUCAACUUCCCACCAACAUGUGACAGUGACACUAGAACACAGUUCAGGCUAGCCCUUGUUGCCAUCCCGGCGAUUGCAGCGGGCCUGCCUGAUCUUGGCUGGAUGGUGCACAUGGACCCUUUACCCACGGACGCGGCAACGCAGACGGUUGGAACUUGCCAGAGCGGGCAGGGCAGCAGCGACACAAGCUGA